Molecule: messenger RNA, 1464 nt
Organism: Plasmodium vivax (malaria parasite P. vivax)
Lineage: Eukaryota; Apicomplexa; Aconoidasida; Haemosporida; Plasmodiidae
Exons: 1
Coding region: 1-1464 (487 amino acids)
Biological process (GO): symbiont entry into host
Cellular component (GO): plasma membrane; cell surface
Source: RefSeq, a predicted model, not a curated record
AUGAGGCGGAUUCUGCUGGGCUGCUUGGCGGCCUGCCUCCUUGGGAAGUGGGCGUCGCUGUGCAGGAAGAUAAACGACUUGAUCAGCAUCGGGCACGUGAACGUGUGCUCGAUAGACAUGAGGAUAGAAGAUGCCCAGGAGUGCGUCCUGGAAAAUGAAUUCGGGAAGGCAUUUUUAUUUAUCUGUAACUCAGGAGAUAACCUUAGUUACGAAUCAGGAGCAAUCCCAGAAACGUGUGCCCAUAGGACCUUCAUAAAUCUAAGUGACCCCAGUGAAUUCUCAGCGGAUAGUAAUACCUACGAAUUGUUUCAAAAUUUAAUAGGAGCGAAUAACUCCACUUUGCAAGGGCACUUCCUCUUUUUCAGUACCCCCUACUCGAACAAGGACAUAGAUCUGAGUUGCCUAUGCUUUGGAGAAAGCCAAAAAAAAAUUAAACAUGUGAUGAAAUUGGUGUUUAAAAAAACGAAGAAAAAAAUAAAAGGUUGUGAUUUUGGCUAUAACAUUUUGUCGAGCAGGGAUUUAACAAAUAACAUCGAUUUGAAUAAAAAUGCCGCUUGUGUGAUUCAUGCGUACCCAGGGGAUGUAAUAGGCAUUAAUUGUUACAAGAAGGAGAGUAAUCACUCGUAUAAUGAUCAGCUGGAGCUGGUGCCGAACAACUGCUUCCACAGUGUGCACUAUGGGAAUGACAUCAUUCUGUCUACUAACAAUUUGAUCCCCAAUUCGAGAGUCAUUCCAGAUGCAACAGCAGAUGUGAAGCUGUCCAAAAUGCAUUCCUACAUGUCUUAUAUGAUUCUACCCAAAGACAUGACCAUGACGGGGAAGAUCAGCUGCUACUGCAAACGGGGGGAACACGUGGGGUAUAUGUUCAUUUAUUUGAAGACUGUAAAUAAUCUGCUACUUGAUUCUAACAAUGGGAUAGAUCGAAUUAUCGAAAGGGGAAAUGGCCAAGAGAGUUCAGACGAGGAGUGGGCAGGAAGUGCAAGAAACGCGGGGGUACAUUCGGACAAGGGAAAAAGCCAACAUGAAGCCAAAACAGAUGUGAAGCAACACAGCGAAAGGGCGGAAGACAUUCACAACCAUUAUAAUAAUAUUAACAGCAUUUAUUACAACACGGGGAUGAGCCACCCCAGCAGGAGACCCGACUAUCAAGGGCAGAGUCACCACCGAAAUGAGGUGAAAAAAUCGAGUGUAAGCGAAUCCACCAACGAAAGCAACACUUACAGCUAUAGUAUUGAUAAAAACGUUAGCCGUGAAAAUCCUGGAAACAAAUUAUUUAACGAAAAUAAUUACGAUGCUUAUGACAUUGGCGUGGGUGCCGGAUUCAGCAGAGGCCCGCAGCGAGGGAAGAAGAGGACCUUUUGGCAAAACCUCUUUGGGUUGUCUUCCUCUUCCCAGUUUGCCUCCUUUAAUUCGUUGAUGCUUUCCUUUUUGGCGCUCAUCUACGCGGGUUUCUCGUCCCUGUAA